Folsomia candida is the source of this 4329-nucleotide messenger RNA. Its product is annotated as probable E3 ubiquitin-protein ligase makorin-1. The transcript is spliced from 9 exons. Lineage: Eukaryota; Metazoa; Arthropoda; Collembola; Entomobryomorpha; Isotomidae. Gene Ontology annotation, molecular function: ubiquitin protein ligase activity; metal ion binding. Gene Ontology annotation, biological process: protein polyubiquitination. The record is from RefSeq and is a predicted model, not a curated record. The coding region runs from base 1707 to 2903 and encodes 398 amino acids.
UAACCAGCAACUUCUUGCACCACUCUGAUGGGAAAGGUUUCGUUGGACGGUUGGAAUUGCUGACUUUACAGCCAGCGCUUAUCUUCCUCCUCUUCAUCAGCAAAUCCUCCUCCUCUCCUCAUCGUCAACACGAAAGAUAAGCGCACCCCUUCACCCUCCUGCUGCAAAGAUAAGCCAUCUUCUUCAAAUAUUUUAAAUAUCUAGAUAAAUGUAUUGAUACAAACACAAAAGUCGAGACGAACAAGGGUAUCUUUUUUUGGUGUGUUUAGUUAUGUAGGGAGAGAGAGAGAGAGGGGCAGGAAUAAAGUGACUUUCUUUAAUUAUCAUUAAUUUUGGUGUAACUACGGGAUAAAGUUAGUGGGCAAAAAGUUGACGUAAAAAGGAUUUCAUUCAAAAUCUGAAGGAAAGGAAAGCAAGGAAGGAGAGUCAGUACUCAACUACGCAAUAAUAAAUUCGGGUCUCUCUGACAUUUCUUAUUCUGUUAGAAUUUUUCACAUACCAAUUAAUUAUCGGAUAUUAAUUAGUAUAGUUUAUGUUACAAUUUAUUUCAUGUUACAUUAAAUUUAAGUAAUGUUAAGAAUUUAAAAUUCUCUGAGAGCAUUUUUAAAUUCAACCAAUCAUUGUCGCCAUUUAGUUACUGCCCAUAAAAACUCGCAUUUGUCUUUCAUUUAAAACUAAUUAAUUGAUUACAAAUCUCAAUUCCUUUGGCGUAAAUUUGUUUAAGUAGGAACUAUUGUGAACUAUCUAUUUGGACAAUUAUCUUGUCUUUCGUUAAUUAGAACCUUAUUAAUAAUUUCUCGAAAAACUAGAAACAACCAACCAUAUACCAAAGCCAAAAAUAGGUCAAAAAAGUCAAAAUUAAAAGUAUUGUACAAGUUAUUAGAAUAAUUGUAGAAGUAACAUAUAAAAUUACAUUAUUAUCGAAAUUUGUAAAACUAGCUAAAAUUUAUGUUAAUUAAUUAAUUAAUUAGUCGCAACUCGUAUGUCGCAUCGCAACGCAAAGUAACUCUAAUUCUACUGCUGCUGCUGCUAGCUCAGCCAAUCUCAUUCAACUCCAAAUCCGAAAACCCAGAUUUUCACUCCCGCUCGCUAUUAAAAUUAGACAAUCGCUAAAAUUAUAAAUCACAGUUAGAUAUUUUGACGGCUUUUUUCAUUAUCCUUAAUUCAAAUCCAAGACUGAUCAUUCCCUUAUUACAUUAAAUUCAUCGUGAAAGUAUUUCUAGCAAUUAAGCAACCCACUUUAUGUAACAACUUGGUAAUUUCGUGCUACAAGGUCCAAGUCGGGCAAGUCACAAGUAACUUUUUUUUGUAUAGUCAGGUCAAAAAAACUAAUACAAAUUAGUAACUAAACUAGUAAAAGAGUCAGAUACGAGGUUUGCCAUCAUUCAUGUGAGUGAGUUUCAAGCUUCUAGUGGUUGUUUGCCUUUAUAUUGAGACAAAUUGUAUUUCGUGCGAGUCUUUGCCUUAAAAAGUCAGUCGAGUCGUUUAUCGUGUAGUACAUUCACAUUGUAUAGUAAUUAUACUGCGGGUUCAGUUCUCCAGCGUUGUGAAUCGUCGUCAAUCAAUUUCUCAAUCAGUGCUGUGUUUUCAUAUACUACUAGUGCACUUAUCUAAUCAAUACUUACACAUCAAUAUUUAUUUUGCGUACGUCUCCAUCAUUCUCCCGGUUACAUCGAGUUACUCCAGGCAGCGAGCAAGAAAACGGGAUGUCUGCAGAUGAGGAAAAGGUCGCACCAAAGGUGGAGGUACCGAAAGAAGGCGAUGGAUUGUCCGAAAUGAUUGAAUCUGCAAGAAAGUCUAUCGAAUUUGAUCUUCAACUUACAAAGAGUCCUAACUCUGAAAAUGAAUUAUCAGAACAAGAUAGAGCGUAUGAAAACUGGUUAUCUGAUGUCAUUGACAACCCAGCCGGUUCAUCAAAUGAGGUAGCAGCCGCCGCCACCACAACAGCAACAAAACCCAAGAGCUUUGUUCCACCUGCUAACUGGGCAAAUGCCCCAGAAUUUGUUCCUAGGUCAUUUGCAAACCUGGACUCUCAAGGGUCAAAUGAACGAAGCUAUGCUGAAGUCGCUGGAGCAUGUGCACUGCCAGAGUUGCCGUCCCAAGCUGAAGACAUGACUGCUGAAUUGUGCCCCUAUGCAAUGGUUGGGGAGUGUCGAUUCGGUAGGCAAUGUGUUUAUGUGCACGGAAUGAAAUGUGAUUUUUGCGGGAUGUUAUGCCUGCAUCCAUCUUAUCCGGAUCAACGGAAGCAACACUUCAGCGAGUGUGUCAGUAAGCACGAACACGACAUGGAAUUGGCCUUUGCGGUUGCGCGGUCAAAUGGCAAAACUUGUGGGAUAUGUAUGGAGGUGAUCAUGGAGAAAACUCCGCCUGGAGAACAACGUUUUGGAAUACUUCCUUCCUGUAUCCAUUGCUACUGCUUAUCCUGCAUUCGGACAUGGCGCCAAGCAAGGCAGUUCGAGAACAAGAUAAUACGGGCUUGUCCAGAGUGCCGAGUAACAUCUGACUACGUUUGCCCGAGCCGAUACUGGGUGGAGAAGAAAGAAGACAAAGAAAAGUUGAUUCAAAGCUAUCUGGAAUCCUUGAGUAAGAAGGACUGUCGGUACUAUCAAAAUGGCUCAGGAGAGUGCCCAUUCGGCAACAAGUGUUUCUACCUCCAUGCUGGUCCCGAUGGACGAAAUGUGGAUGUUGGACCACCACGCCGGCGUAUUCGACGACAAGAUGCAAACGGAGUUGCUUCCGACUCAAAUGCUGUCUCGAUCUGGGAGUUCUUGGAACAGUGGGAGCUACAAUGGUUCGAAAUUGAAGACUUUAUGGACAUGAUGGACUCAGAUGAUCAGUCCAUUUGGUCAGACGAUGACGACGACUUCGAAACCUUAGGCUAUUCUGUAUUAGGUAGCCUUUGAUGUGGCGUUUCAGGCCUCGAUCUCAGUUGUUCAAUACAUAGGUAAACCAUCAAGAACUCUAUGUAACAUUUAAUAAAAAAACAUUAAUGUUUCCUAAAUCGACUCUGGUAUGAUGUAAUGUGGGUAUUGCAAAAGUAACAACUUAAAAAUAUAUACGAAAAUAUUAUUGUUACUUAAAAAAACUUAGUUUAAAAAACAAUCUGUCGAGGAUUGAAUCGUCCAAACCAUAAUCAUCAUCAUAAUAGGCUAGUAAUAUGUUAUUUCGUUUGGUAUAUGUUAUACCGAAUAAUUUAAUUAUUUUUUUAAUUAACCACGAAAAGUAAAAACUCGGUUUCGGCGAUUUAUUAGGUAUACAUUAAUAUAGAAUCAUCAUCACCAUUUUCUCGACAUUUUCAAGUUGGUGUACAUGUUUUUUCGAAUAUAUAUUUCAACUUCCAAUGCCCAGAUAGUUCAACCAGACAAAGUUUUAUGGUGGUUUAUCAAAAUUUCAAAUUGAUAGUUGUAACCUAUGACCUUCACGUAAUUGAGUAACACAACAGGUAAAGGUAUAAUUGUCUCUAUUUCGCAUUUCAAUCAGGAAAAAGGUCAGGUCCGCGAAGUCACUUUGUUGAAGUGGUUUCAUCACAACGAUCCGCAACGUGUGGUGGUGAAUCUGGCGAAAUUCUGAACGAAAUCUCACGCAAAUAUAUACGAAUAAGAAGAAACGUCAAAUUAACAAAAAUGCCUUAUUAUUAUAUUAUACCGUAUUAGAACGCCUAUUAAAAUGUACAAACGUCCGUGAGCUAUAUAAUACGUUCUUUGGAUUCGCUCGUUGUUGUAACAUUCCAAAGCUUUACGUUAAUUAUAUCCAGAAAAAGUAGAUGGUUUUCCACUAUUAUAAUAAUUGUUAAUUUUCUUUAUCACUAUUGUAAUCAUAUUACUAUUAUUCCUCACAUUAGAAUUAGAAUUUUGCUCAAUCGAGGUUACUCCUAUAUGUCCCUCUAUUUGCUCAUUAAUUAAUGCUUGAAACCUAACUGUGGUACUUUAAUUAAUUUACUAUAAUUUACUAUACUAUUAUUAUGACCGUACUAAUAUUAUUAUUGACUGGAUCAGGUAGUGCAGUGGUGUGGAUUUAGAUAGAAAGCUGCUUAUUUGGUGUUUAGCAUUUAGUUGCUCAUUUAUUAGCAUCCUUCCUUCAGUUCUUUCGAUCUCCCCCGCCCCAAAAUAAUUUAUAAUGACAUGUAUACCGUCAACUAUUCAACAAAUUGACUUCGCUGAACUGACCACGGAUCUUUCAAUCGUAUAUAUAUAAUAAUAGACUUGUCCGUUUCGUCCUAAGUCGCUUAUCUCGACGUGACUAUGCUCUAUUACGAUAGUCAUUAUUUGUCACUGACCAAACUCACGUUAAGGCUGCCAGUUAUAAAUAAAUUAUACUUAAACCUGCCAA